AUGCAUUUAGCUUUUACCCAGUGCAGAAGACACAUAGUGCUCUACUACGACGGCAGAACUCAGAACGGACUGCGAAUCCUUCCACAUCUCGUGCUGAUGGCAGAACCUGGGCGGCACAUCACGACGGACCACAUCGUACGUGAUUCCCAGCACAACGUUCCUCAUGGCGGGAUAACGGUCGCAACGGCCGCGGCGCGAGUCGCCCAACGGCUCCAACGGCCGCGGCGCUUCCUGCCCGCGUCACUGCCGGCGCUGCCCAAGAUGGAGGCCGGGCGCGGCGGCGAGGGGUUCCCGCGGCUCCGGCGGGGCCUGCGGGAGGGCGCGGAGCCCCGGGAGCCGCCGCCGCUGCAGCCGCCCCUCGGGACGGCCGAAGAGUCUACAGCUGCAGAGAAGACAAGGAAGCCUCAACCCAGACUGAAUAUUCACUCUGCAUUCUGGAUUUUGGCAUCAAUUGCUGUAACAUAUUACUUUGAGUUCUUUAAAACCAUUAAAGAAACUAUUCAAGGAGAUAGCUGGUGGUUUGCCUCUGGCAGUUGUUUGUUGGCUGCCUGUUUAUCUGUUGCUUUUUACUGUAUAAUAUAUCUGGAGUGGUACUGUGGAAUUGAGGACUAUGAUGCACGAUAUCCAGUACUGAUACCUAUCACGACAGCUACCUUUAUUGCAGCAGCAAUAUGUUUCAAUGUUGCCCUAUGGCCUGUAUGGUCAUUUAUCACACCUUUGUUGCUGUUCACUCAGUUUAUGGGUGUUGUGAUGCUCGUGUCACUCCUGGGAUAAGCCCUUCAGCUUCACGUGAGGACUCGCAUAGCCGUUAUCCUUCAAAGUGAAUGUCACUUAAAUCACAUUCCAUUUUUUUUGAUAUAGUUUUUAAUACUGUUUGUUUGCUAUAACUGACACCAUAAAGACUACCUGAUUUAAAAACCAUAUAGAAAUAAUCAUGGUUCAGCCAGUGCCUGGGAGGAAAUAACUGACUAGCAAAGAACAAAAAGGUAGAUAGGUUUUUAAUCACCUAGUAAUAAAAAGCUUCUUAUCCCUGUUCUGUAAAGUUUUUUUAUUUAUAUUAGUAUGUUAAACAGAUGGGUAAUAAGUCAGUUGUACAGUCUUAAGACUUAUUUGCUGAUAAUCUUAGAAUCAUGGUAUAAUUUAGGUUGAAAGGGACUUCUUGAGAUCACCUAGUGCAGCUUCCUGGUCAAAGCAGAUCUCUCUAUUUGGAAAUAAUUUAUAUUUAAAUUCCAGUGUUUUGGGCUUUUAAUACCACAUUUGAAUUGGGAGAUAAGCUGUUGCUAUUUGGAAACUGCAUAUGCACUUGUUAACUUAUCUACAAAUGACACAGAUAUUUAUUGAUCUGUUAAUCUUAUGAAAUUACAUGUGUUUUCAUGUUCGAAAUAUCUUAUUACAUAGUUCCUUGACUUCAGAUCUACUUGUAUUUUAUUAUAUAGUUCCUUGAUUUCAGGUUAAAGUUAGGGAAAAAAAUCUCAGAUCUGUUAAAGGGCCUAGAAAACUGGUUGAAGUUUACACUUUGUUAACUUGAUGGUGCCAUCAGUGCAAUAAAUACAUUACAUUUUUUGCUGAUGUCAUUUGUCCACAGCCAAAGAUGGAUGAUCAAGCUGCCAAUGACCAGCAAUAUAACAAACAAUUGUCACACUCUACAGGAAACUGAGAGCACAGAAUAAAUUGUUUUGAUAUAUGCACUAUUUUCCAAUAUUCAGGAAGUUUUUCUUUUGUAAAGUAACUUUUCCUUCUUAACCAUGCAUGCUUAUGAAGGUGCCUUUUUUUUUCCUUCAGUAGUAGAAAGGCUAAUAUUAACUUAUUGUCAUUAGCCAUAAACAGCUGGGAAAUGAUGUAACGUUGUUUUUUACCUUGGAUGAGACACUUAAGUAUCUGGAAACAUCUAGUCAUUGGAUCAUUUUUUAUAGUGUUGUGUUAAAUACUUUCAAAGCCAGACAUUUUGGAAGAUACAAGUGUGUAGAAUGUGAGGACGGAAACAAGUGUUACUGCUUGUGAGUGUUGCUUAAAGUCUGGGCUAUAAGAGUGAUGAUGUUCUUAAUUCUGACUUUAAAGUCACAGCAUUGCUGAACACUCACUAUGUGAAAUGUUCAGUAAUGAUAUUACAUAUUUUUACGAUACUGUAAUUUCAUUGUGUGCUGACAGGAACUUCUGUCCACUGUAAAGGAGAAAAUUGUCAUAUUCCUCCUCAGUGCUUAUCUGGUCAAACUAAAAAUGUCUAGUGCUUAAAGGAACAAACUGCUUCUAGUCUUUGUCUUUUAACAGAUCUGAACAAUUUUGCAUCUGCAUAAGCUGAAUAACUUUUUUUUAUUAUAUUUAAAU
Messenger RNA from Nothoprocta perdicaria, 2325 nucleotides. RefSeq names its product transmembrane protein 128 (gene TMEM128). Lineage: Eukaryota; Metazoa; Chordata; Aves; Tinamiformes; Tinamidae. The record is from RefSeq and is a predicted model, not a curated record. The transcript has 6 exons. The coding region runs from base 1 to 774 and encodes 257 amino acids.